CUACUGUCUGUCCAAAUGGACAGCAAAAAGAAACAGACGUCCCAUCGAACCGGCCAGGAAAAAGUCUAGUCUUUGGAAUUAGCAACUGAGAGCAAGAGGACCUGAGGUUUCAAGCAGAAUAGGAAGUUGGAGUCAAGAAAAGAAAAAUAUUGUCUGUUCAAAAAGAAAUCCGCAUGGACCAUUUGAAGUUUGAUUUUUGAUCGGAAUCUUUGCCCCUGGUUGAAACUGGUGCGGGGACAGCAAUGGCAGCGACGUCUCUGAAGUCUUUGCAAAACUCAUCAUCUGGAAAUCAUAGUACUUUCGGGAUCAGGCAUUUAGCCGGGACGCCGAACAGUGAGAGUGGAGGAGAGAGCGAGCAGCUUCGGCGAUGUAAGUCCGACGACUCGGGUUCUGAAGACAGUUCGGCUAAAAAGAAACAGAGGAGGCAGAGGACUCACUUUACCAGCCAACAGCUGCAGGAACUGGAGGCGACUUUCCAGAGGAACCGCUACCCAGACAUGUCCACCCGGGAAGAAAUAGCAGUGUGGACAAACCUCACCGAGGCCAGGAUCAGGGUAUGGUUCAAAAAUCGCAGGGCGAAAUGGAGGAAACGGGAACGCCACCAGCAAGCAGAACUCUGCAAGGGAGGUUUUGGAGCGCCCUUCAAUGGGCUUGUGCAGCCCUAUGAGGACGUGUACUCCGGCUAUUCGUACAAUAACUGGGCCACCAAAGGACUCGCCACCACCCCGAUUUCGGCCAAGAGCUUCUCUUUCUUCAAUUCCAUGAACGUCAACUCUCUAUCGUCGCAAAGCAUGUUCUCCACGCCCAGCUCACUGCCUUCAAUGACUAUGGUCCCUUCCGCUUUACCGGGCUCAAGCUUAAAUAAUUUGAACAGCCUGGGCAGCCCUUCGCUGAAUUCGGCGGUGUCUGCCACUCCCUGCCCUUACGGGUCUAGCUCCAACCCGUACGUGUACCGGGAUAACUGCAACACCAGCUUGGCCAGCCUCAGACUUAGAGCCAAGCAUCACUCUUCUACCUUCAGCUACGGGCCCAUGCAGAAUCCUGCUUCCAAUCUCAGUCCCUGUCAAUAUGCGGUGGAUCGGCCGGUAUAAAAUGGACUUGAUAUUGUACACCGUCGCUUGAAGGCGAACAAGUUGCGAAGGAGUGUGGGGCGGGUGGUGGAGGAGGAAUGCCGACUCCAACACACAAUAGUUUUGAGAGUCGCUCUCUCCCCUUCAGUUUAUUAAGACCAAAAGUUUCAGCGACUCGCUGCAAAAUGUAUCUCUAGAGCGAAAGCACGCUUAGCACUUCUAACAUAUACCACUGAACAAGGUUCUUUACAAUCAAUCCGUGUGCACUUCGGCUCGUGCAGAAGUAAUCUUUGAAUUGCCCAAAUAUGGUGAGGAAAUGAGAAUGAGUGGUUAAAAAUCCGAAUCAAAUUUUUUUUUCCCAGAAAAAUAAAUUCUGCACAACUUUUAAAUUGGCAGAUGCUUCAAACAGAAUGUUCAAAAUAUAGUUUUACGUGGCUUCUUUUCGAAUUUGGCAAAUAGAACUCGGUAUAAGCGUUAAUGAGUUAAAGCAGACGGAGGGUGGGUGGAGGGGGCUGUUUCUUGCUGGGUGGCAUAUUUGCCUGCGAGAAAUCCUUCACAGAUUCUCGCAAAGGCGAGGACAGUUCCCACUCUCUUCUCCCACCCACCAUCCAAGCCCGCCACCUCCUCUCCCACCCUGAUCAGGUUUUCCAUCUGGGAGGGCAGAUUCAGAAAUGAUCAUUUAGAAAAUGGCCAACUUGCCGGUUUCAGAUCAUGUCCCUCCGCAUAACCACAACAGCCACAAGUAUAUCACUCUGAAGUGAUUGGCGCCUUUGGUCCAGGCCAUCAACCAAAAUGUCUUUUUUUGCCUUGAGAAAGGGUCAGUGGAAAUGAUUUUUUUUUGUGGGGGGGGUCUUUCAGUAUUGAUAGUUUGGAAUAUAUUUUAAAAAAUGAAUAAUCUUGUAGUGUUCGAUUGUUUCCCUAUAAAUAGGACAGUACGAAAAUGAAA
Hemiscyllium ocellatum (epaulette shark) is the source of this 2016-nucleotide messenger RNA. RefSeq names its product pituitary homeobox 3-like. Gene Ontology annotation, cellular component: nucleus. The coding region runs from base 243 to 1091 and encodes 282 amino acids. The transcript is spliced from 3 exons. Gene Ontology annotation, molecular function: RNA polymerase II cis-regulatory region sequence-specific DNA binding; DNA-binding transcription factor activity, RNA polymerase II-specific. Lineage: Eukaryota; Metazoa; Chordata; Chondrichthyes; Orectolobiformes; Hemiscylliidae. Gene Ontology annotation, biological process: regulation of transcription by RNA polymerase II; anatomical structure morphogenesis. The record is from RefSeq and is a predicted model, not a curated record.